GACGUGAAAAUGUUCCGAACAUAACAAAUCGCCAUGCGAUCUUGCUUAUUUACAUCUAAACCGGCACAUCUUCUCCGAACGUUAUUAUGGCAAAGAUGUCCAGUUGUGAUACAACACAGAUUAGUUUUCAAGUUAUCAAAAUCCGAAGAAACGAAUCGGAUACGGAAUAUUGGUAUUAUUGCUCACAUAGACGCCGGGAAAACGACCACAACUGAACGCAUGUUGUUCUAUUCUGGGUUCAGCGAACACCUUGGGUCUGUUGAUGAUGGUGACACUGUCACUGAUUACAUGGACCAGGAACGAGAGAGGGGAAUAACAAUCACCUCUGCUGCUGUGACGUUUGACUGGAAUAAACACCGGGUCAAUCUCCUUGAUACCCCAGGACACAUUGAUUUUACGGUGGAGGUAGAGCGGUGUCUCCGUGUCCUGGAUGGAACAAUCACAGUUCUAGAUGCUGCUGCAGGUGUGGAAGCUCAGACGCUAACUGUAUGGCGUCAAGCAAACAGGUACAAGAUUCCCUCCAUCAUGUAUCUCAAUAAGAUGGACAAGCCGCAUGCAGACUUUCAGCAGUGUUUGCAGUCUAUAGAGAAGAAACUUCAUGUGAAGGCAAUGCCUAUAUUUGUACCAGUCAGUUGUGAUAGAAACACUCUGAAACAAAUUGAUGUUGUAGGCAAGAAUUUACUCACUUGGGAUCUGAAGGAAUCUACAAAUGGCAGAAAAUUUGACAUUAAAAAAAUCUCCCCGGAUGUAGAUAAGACUUUAUGGGAAAACCUAAUAAAUUGGAGAACAUCCAUGGUUGAGACAUUAGCAGAUUUUGAUUUAAAACUGGAGGAGCAUGUUCUGUCAGAUACACCUAUAGCUGAUGUUCCUGCGAUAGAUCUGGUGCGAGGUCUGAGGCGGGCAACAUUAGACAGACACGUGGUGCCAGUGUUGGGAGGUAGCUCUCUACGGAACAUGGGUAUACAACCUCUAAUAGACUCUGUUUGUCUCUAUCUUCCUAAUCCAAGUGAUAGAAAUUUUGAAUUUACCAAGUUUUAUGGUGAGGACUUGUGUGCGCUUGUCUUUAAAAUAAUUCAUCAUAAAGAACGAGGGACUCUGACUUUCCUUAGAGUUUACAACGGCAGCAUUAAAGCUAAAGCAAACCUAUUUAACAUGAACCAGAAUCUAAGUGAGAAAGUGACACGACUACUGCAGAUUUAUGCUGAUGAUUUCCAAGAAAUCCUGUCUUCUGGACCAGGCACUAUAGUGUGUGUCACUGGACUUAAGUCAUCGAGAACAGGUGAUACAAUAACAAGCAGUCAGUCAGCAGCCAAUCGAGCAAGGAAAACCUUGCAAACACUUCAGGAGAAGGAACUAAGGUCAAAAGGUCACCAGGUCACUCAGAGUUCAGAACUGUCUGAUGAAGAUAGCCAUGAUGAUGAUGACACUAGUGAAGCCAUCCUAGCAGGAAUGCAGAUACCUACCCCAGUGUUCUUCUGUUCCAUAGAGCCACCAUCAACGUCUAGUCAGAGAAAGAUGGAGAUGGCACUGGAGUGUCUGCAACGUGAGGAUCCCAGUCUACAGGUGGAGUACAAGGAGGAAACCACACAGACCAUCCUGUCAGGCAUGGGCGAACUGCACCUUGAGGUGAUAAAGAACCGUAUAAUCAAGGAGUUCAAGGUUGAUGUGGACCUAGGACCGUUACAGGUGGCAUACAGAGAGGCCAUUAGUGGAAAAGACAUUGUUCAGAAGGAAAAUCUCAACACCAGGAUCGGCAAUCAACAUCACACAGUCAAUCUUACGAUGGCCGUCAGUCAUAAUCCUGAUGCAGAGAAAUUCACGCACAUUAAGAUUGUCAAUAGCGAGGAAGCCCCGUCCUUACAGACUAUCAGGAGGAAGUAUAUUAAGGCUAUUGAGAAUGGGGUAAAGGCUGCGCUGUCUGGAGGUCCCGUUUUGGGUUACCCUGUGAUAGACGUGGAGGUGUCGCUAUUAGACUUCAGUAUGAUGCGAGGGACAUCCCUCCCCAUGAUCAGUGCUUGUGCCUCCCAGUGUGUACGUCAUGCCUUAGAACAGGCAGGACCCAAACUUCAGGAGCCCUUUAUGAAAGUAGAGAUCAGUACAGAGGAAGAGUGGCUGUCCAACAUCCUUAAAGACCUGUCAAUGAGGCGUGGUGAGGUGGAGAGUAUACAUUACAGGGACGGGGUACGGUUAAUUGAAGUACUAGUACCACUGGUCAAGCUCCGGGGAUACUCUUCAGAUCUCCGUCGAAUUAGCUCAGGAUCAGCUACCUUUGUCAUGGAACUCGCCACCUUCAGAGACCUGUCCUUUGAGGAGGAGAAGAAAGUUAUAGAUAAAGCUACUGGAUUUUCAUCUUAGAAUUUAUUACUUUAACACAAUAAAUAUUUGUAUU
This is a messenger RNA of Mizuhopecten yessoensis (Yesso scallop), 2389 nucleotides long. RefSeq names its product ribosome-releasing factor 2, mitochondrial-like. Gene Ontology annotation, molecular function: GTP binding; translation elongation factor activity; GTPase activity. The record is from RefSeq and is a predicted model, not a curated record. Gene Ontology annotation, cellular component: mitochondrion. Gene Ontology annotation, biological process: ribosome disassembly; mitochondrial translation. The coding region runs from base 34 to 2355 and encodes 773 amino acids. NCBI's taxonomy places the organism in Eukaryota, Metazoa, Mollusca, Bivalvia, Pectinida, Pectinidae. The transcript is spliced from 8 exons.